This is a messenger RNA of Dendroctonus ponderosae (mountain pine beetle), 1913 nucleotides long. RefSeq names its product glutamate receptor ionotropic, kainate 2-like. Lineage: Eukaryota; Metazoa; Arthropoda; Insecta; Coleoptera; Curculionidae. The transcript is spliced from 11 exons. The record is from RefSeq and is a predicted model, not a curated record. Gene Ontology annotation, molecular function: glutamate-gated receptor activity; transmitter-gated monoatomic ion channel activity involved in regulation of postsynaptic membrane potential. Bases 1 to 1842 code for a protein of 613 amino acids. Gene Ontology annotation, biological process: monoatomic ion transport; modulation of chemical synaptic transmission; synaptic transmission, glutamatergic. Gene Ontology annotation, cellular component: plasma membrane; postsynaptic membrane.
AUGUGGGUCUACAGGAGACUGCUAAGAGUCACGUGGUCUGAAAGAAUCAUCAACGUGGUAAUACUACAGCGCUUAAAUAAGACCACUGAGAUCCUCUCCACUAUAAAAAAGAGGAAACUAGAGUAUUUGGGCCAUGUCAUGCGAGGAGAAAAGUACAGACUAUUACAAAACAUCGUGCAUGACUUUCAAAAGGCGUUUGACCGGGUUAAACAUGAGAUCUUGGUGGAUACCCUCAAGUUGAUUGAACUGGACGGGGCGGAUAUCAGAGUAAUCGCAAACUUAUACUGGAGACAGAUAUCGAUAGUCAGAGUGGGGGGAUCCACCACGCCAGAAGUAACCAUCAAGCGUGGCGUAAGUGAUAAGCCAGAUGCCUAUAAGAACUCAAGAUUUUAUGGAUUUUCUAUGGAUCUAAUAACAGAAAUAGCCAAAGAAAAGAAUUUAACUUUCGAGUUUAAGAUAACGGAGGGCGGUAGCUAUGACAGCUUAAUGAAAGAUUUAGAAGAAAGGAGAGCGGAUUUGGGAAUUUGCGAUUUUACUAUAACACCACAACGAAGGGCAACUGUCGACUUCAGUAUGCCAUUCAUGAAUUUAGGUAUUAGUAUUUUACACAAACAAACUACCCAGGUUGAAGUUGAUAAUAUGUAUGCAUUCAUGAGGCCGAUUUCAUGGAAGGUUUGGUUUUAUAUGACGUUUCUCAGUUUUGCCAGUUCACUCACAAUGUUCAUCGUUGCCAGAAUGGCACAACGCGAAUGGGAAAAUCCAAAACCAUGGGACCCCGAAUCAAAGGAGCUUGAAAAUAUUUGGACAGUGAAAAACUUUUUAUGGCUGAGCUUGGGGUCGAUUACUGCCCAAGGAUGUGAUAUUCUACCAAAGGCAGUGCCAACAAGAGUUAUUGCUGCAUCCUGGUGGUUUUUCUCUUUGAUCAUUAUGAGUUCUUAUACUGCCAACUUAGCUGCUUUCUUGACAAUGCAAAAAAGGGAUUUUACUAUCGAUUCAGUGGAAGAACUGGCUGCUCAAUCGAGAGUGAAAUACGGUUUGCUUGAGAAUGGAUCAACACAAACGUUUUUCCAGACCUCAAACAACCCACUUUACCAAAAAAUGUGGAGUACUAUGAAGAACGAAAAACCAUCGGUUUUUGUAUCAGGCAACCUAUCUGGAGUUGACAGAGUUUUAUCAACAAAAAACGCACUUUACGCUUAUUUCAUGGAAUCAACUGGAAUUGAGUUUGAAAUGGAACGAAAGUGUGAUUUGCGAAGAAUUGGAGGCCUGCUAGACUCCAAAUCCUAUGGAAUAGGAAUGCCGCUAAAUGCUGACUAUCGGCACACUAUAAACAGCGCAAUUCUGGUUUUACAAGAAAGUGGAAAAUUGAUGACAUUAAAGGAAAAAUGGUGGAAAACAGAAAGGGACGGCGAACCAUGCAACAGGGUCGUAGAAGAAGAAACUGAUGCGCUGGCUUUAUCAAACGUUGGCGGAAUCUUUAUUGUGCUCUUGGUAGGAAUCGGCCUAGCCUAUGUUAUUGCACUAUUCGAAUUUUUGUGGAAUGUUCGACAACUGUCUAUCGAGGAACAGCUCUCAUACAUGCAGACGCUAAAAUGCGAAAUAAAAUUUGCAUUUAGAAUAUUCGAGAAAAAGAAACGAGUGAAACCAGUUCCGUCGGAACCGUCUGCUUCCACUAACUCAGUUCCGGUGCACAAUUUCGACCAAAUGAGCGUGACAAGAAGCGUCUUUAGCAAAUCAGCCACUUUGCUAAAUUUCAGUACAGAACCUGACAAUGUGCUGAGACACCGGCGAAGAAGAUUUUCAAGAAUUUCUCGCACCAGUAGCCAUUUGAGAUCUCAAUAGUCGUUUCAACUAAAAUAUUUAUAUAUUUUUUGUUACAUAUAAAGUGCUAUCAAAUAAAAUUCUAGUCGAAC